Messenger RNA from Verticillium dahliae VdLs.17, 1104 nucleotides. Its product is annotated as ser/Thr protein phosphatase family protein. Bases 1 to 1104 code for a protein of 367 amino acids. The record is from RefSeq and is a predicted model, not a curated record. The transcript is spliced from 3 exons. NCBI's taxonomy places the organism in Eukaryota, Fungi, Ascomycota, Sordariomycetes, Glomerellales, Plectosphaerellaceae. Gene Ontology annotation, molecular function: hydrolase activity.
AUGUCAUCGUCAACCGAAACACUCCGUCGUACCCGCUUCGUCCUCAUCUCCGACACCCACAAUCACACACCUGCCCUACCCCGUGGCGAUGUCCUCGUCCAUGCUGGUGACCUGACGAACCAGGGAUCAUAUUCCGAGUUGUCUCGGGUCGUCCAGUGGUUAGAGAAGGCAGACUUUGAAUCCAAAAUAGUCGUUGCAGGAAACCAUGACCUGAAUCUUGAUCCCAAGCUCGUCGCCAGUCGGGGCUCCUCGCUCGCCGACUCCUCUCACACUCACCAAGACUGCCUCAACCUCCUGCUAUCCUCCCCAUCGAUCACCUACCUCGCCCACGCCUCGACCACCAUCCGCCUCUCCUCGCCAGAAGGGCCACACACGACUUUCACAGCCUUUGGCUCCCCCUUCUCCCCCCUAUCCUCCCUCCACGGCUCGUUCUCGGCCUUCACCUAUGCCUCCCCCCUCCACCCCCUCACCCCAACCACAGCCGCCGACCUGCCGUCCCUCUGGGACGCCAUCCCCCUCGACGCCGACGUCGUCAUAAUUCACACGCCGCCGCGCGCCCACGGUGACGAAUCGCCCGCCCGCCGCUCAGCCGGCUGCGAAGCCCUCCGCCGCGCCCUCUGGCGCGUCCGCCCACGCCUCGCGGCAUGCGGCCACGUCCACGAGGCGCGAGGCGCAGAACGCGUCCUCUGGGACCUGAGCUGCGGCAACGUCGCCUUCAAGGAGACGUCCGUGGAGCAGUGGGUCGAUCCCGCGCCCGAGGGCAAGAAGCUGAGCAUCCUCAGUCUCGGGUCGCGAGGCGGGAAACCGCUUCGGAACGACGGUGGGCGCGGCACCUGGGCGGAGCGGGACGACGCGGUGACGCAGCCGUCGACGGCGGCGAUGCAGUCUGGUGUUCCGGGGGCCGCGAUGCCGCAUAUUGGAACGCGGGGACUGGGAGGCGAUCCGUCGUCGGCGCGGAGCGAUGGCGAGGCGUUGGCGGGGAGGCUGGGCCGGUUGGAAACCUGUGUUGUGAACUGUGCCAUCAUGGCCAAGAGCUACCCGCAUGUUGGCGGGAGGAAGAUGAACAAGCCCAUCGUGGUCGACCUGGAUCUUCCGGUCUGGUGA